AUGUCCCCCGUGGAACGUUUGCGUUUAUUGAAGGUAUUGAUACUGUGGUCACUUUCGUCGUCCGAAGCGGUCCAGGCGAAGAUUAAAGAAUCCUACAAGCAGGCGCGUCACGAUGAUGAUCUCAAUCAACCAUUGUCUGUCCAACCCUGGGGGCGGGAUAACCUGAAACGUCGUUAUUGGCUUAUCGAAGGGCACGAUGAUACAAAUUUCCGUCUCUACCGCGAAAGUAACCCGGCUCUUAAGCACAACACUUGGUGGAGCAUCGCGGGGAGUAUUCCCGAGCUGGAGGCCGUCGUGGAGAAACUUGAGGGCGAAAAAGGCACAAACUCGAAGAAGCUUAGCGAAAGAAUUCGCGCUUCGAUCCCUCGAUUUGAGGCAUCAGAAGAGAAACGGAGACGCCGCGAAUAUCGUCUCGCACGAAAGGCUGCCUUCGUUCGUCCGGAUCCUGGGUUCUCCAUGUAUGAAGGUCGUACACGCGGCAAGAAACUGAAAUACACAUACUCGGACGACGAAGACAUCUUUUCUGACGAUGAGCCUUCCACCCGUCGUUCUACUAGAAAUGCGGUUCCUACGGAAGCUUCCACACAGUCUAGACGCACUCGAUUCACGGCAAGCGGGAGGCAGAUUCGAUCUCGCGCCGGUGGUCUCUAUGGCGAGGCUCUGUUGACUGGUCAACGCAAUGGAACCGAUGACGAAGAGUUCGAUGAAGAUGAGGAAGAAGAAGUAAGCAGACCGCAGAGGGCUCGGACUUCGACCCACCCCAACGGAUACUCUGGAUACGACGCCGAUGAUUUGGAGGAUGCAUCUGAAGUCCAUUCAAGCGCGAAUGAAAGCGGCAACGAAUGGCGAGGCGCUGAAGACGAUCUGGAGCACGAUUUGGAAGCCGACAACGAAGAGGAAGAAGCAAGCGCAGAUGAGUCAACCGGCAAUGAGGAGCCAGAAAGCCUUGUUGUGCAACUUAGAUAUGGUAAGGGAGAUGCAUCUAGCAAUCCGGAGGUCGAGAUUGAAAAAUCACCACCUGCGGAAGAUAUCGAAAUGAAGGAUGCCGGAGAAGCUGCAGCAGCUUCCUCCGCCAAACCACCGCCGACGACCCUCCCCCAUCAAUCAGAGUUGGGUGUGCAGCAGGACCUGACCACAAUUGCACCUUCACACCCUUCUGCUCCGAUACCCCAAGUCCCGACUAAUCCUGCAGCAGCCGUAGCUGCGCCAUCUGUUUCUUCGAACGGUGUGAAUCAAACUUGA
Molecule: messenger RNA, 1242 nt
Organism: Penicillium verrucosum
Lineage: Eukaryota; Fungi; Ascomycota; Eurotiomycetes; Eurotiales; Aspergillaceae
Exons: 3
Coding region: 1-1242 (413 amino acids)
Source: RefSeq, a predicted model, not a curated record